Molecule: messenger RNA, 2479 nt
Organism: Cucumis melo (muskmelon)
Lineage: Eukaryota; Viridiplantae; Streptophyta; Magnoliopsida; Cucurbitales; Cucurbitaceae
Product: ferric reduction oxidase 7, chloroplastic
Exons: 9
Coding region: 80-2302 (740 amino acids)
Cellular component (GO): plasma membrane
Molecular function (GO): oxidoreductase activity
Source: RefSeq, a predicted model, not a curated record
UUGACAUCAUUCAUCUUUCUAUAAAGUACUAAGCAUUUAGCCCAUCCCUUAACCAAUCGUUCCAUCUGAAGUUAGUUCCAUGGACAACGAACACUCUCCUCACCAUCCACUUCUUCCGGCGACCCACGAGCAGUAUCCGGCGACAGGAAAAUCGUCGGCGAUCGUGUCCAUAGCAAAAUGGAUUCUGAAAUCGGCGAUGUGGGUUAUAUUUUUAGUAUGGAUUUUGGUCAUAUUUCUGUACCCAUCUUCCUUAACCACUCAACUCUUUAACAAUUGGGUUGAAGCCACCCAACAAUCCCUUUUCGGACUCACUGGUGCCAUCUUCCUAACUUUCAGUGCUCCACUUCUCGCCAUCGCCAUCAUCGCGGCCGUGUAUCUGAUCAUUUCUCGUGACGAUGAGCCUUACAAGAAGAAGAUUAAGGAGAAGCCGAGAUGGCGGUUGUGGACGCUGCCGGUGUUGGUGGAGGGGCCGUUUGAAGUAGUUACAGCGGCGGAGUUUGUUGGGAUUUUGGUGGUUUUGGGAUACGUUUUUUGGGCUCUUUACUGCUACACCUUGCGAAUGCUGGCCGCCGAUUACUUUAGACAUUCAACUUUCAAAGAACUAAGUGCUGUGGUGCUCGAAGUGAUGGGUGUGAGGCUUGGUUCAAUAGGACUAUUUUGUUUAGGGUUUUUGUUUCUCCCAAUUUCAAGAGGUUCAAUCCUUCUUCGGCUUAUAGAUAUUCCGUUCGAGCAUGCCACUCGAUAUCAUGUUUGGUUGGGCCAUCUCACUAUGAUCAUAUUUACGCUUCAUUCCUUAGCUUUUGUUAUUGUAUGGUCUAUCGAAGGUCGUCUCCUACAACAAUUGAUGGAGUGGAAAGACGUCGGCAUCGCGAAUCUUCCCGGAGUAAUAAGCAUUUUGGCCGGACUCUUAAUGUGGAUUACCUCUCUCCCAAAACUCAGAACCAAGAACUUCGAAUUGUUCUUCUACACUCAUCAAUUGUACAUCAUCUUCGUCGUCUUCUUAGCCCUACACGUCGGCGAUUUCGUCUUCACCAUCGCCGCCGGUGGAAUCUUCAUAUUCAUGCUCGACCGCUUCCUCCGAUUCAUUCAAUCAAGAACCACCGUGGAUGUAAUUUCGGCCAAGGCGCUUCCCUGCGGCACCGUCGAAUUGGUCCUCUCCAAACCUAAAAGUCUGCGGUACAAUGCACUGAGCUUCAUCUUUCUGCAAGUUCGAGAGCUUUCGUUGUUGGAAUGGCAUCCUUUCAGUGUGUCGUCGAGUCCAUUGGAAGGGGAAGAUCGAUUGGCGAUUCUGAUAAAAGUGCUUGGGAAAUGGACGGAGAGAUUACGAGGGAAGAUCUUGAAUGAUAAAGCUAAACAGAUCUCUUCUGAAAAGCAUUCCCCUGUAAUGACGGUUUCUGUUGAAGGACCUUACGGCCAUGAAUCUCCAUAUCAUUUGAUGUAUGAAAACUUAAUUUUGGUAGCUGGAGGAAUUGGAAUUUCACCUUUCCUAGCUAUCUUGAGUGACGUUCUCCAUCGCAUUAGAGAUGGAAAAGCAUGUUUACCAAAGAAGAUUUUAGUUGUUUGGGCAAUUAAAACCUCAGAUGAGCUUUCUCUUCUCUCAACUCUCAAUGUGGACUCAAUCUGUCCAUUUUUUGCUGAUAUACUCAACAUUGACAUCUCCAUCUACGUUACUCGACAAUCACAACCACCAUCGGAAGGUGAAAUCCAAGGGUCCAAGGUGACUUCAAUUUGUCCACUAUCAAAGGGAUCCAACAUGUCUGUUUUGGUUGGCACUGGCGACAAUGUAUGGUCAGGGCUCUAUGUUAUCUUCUCAACUUUGGGGCUUGUCAUCUUAGUGGGCUUAAUGGAUUUCUUUUACAUUAACCCUUUCCACAUCAUAAAGUGGUGGUACAAAGGCCUUCUCUUUUUGCUUUGCAUGGUAGCAAGUGUUGUUCUCUUUGGAGGCCUUGUGGUUGCUUUGUGGAGUCUUUGGGAACAAUACAUUUCAAGUAAAAGGACUAGCGACCACAACAAUGACAUAGAAAAUGUUGAUCAAGAGAGCCCCAAACACUCUUUUGCUCAAAAGGAUUUGAAUUCCAAUGCCCUUGCAACCUCAACCACGAUAGAGUAUGGAUUGAGACCAAAUUUUGAAGAGAUUCUUGGAUCGGUAUCGGAGAAUUGGGGGAAAGUUGAUAUUGGUGUGUUAAUUUGUGGUCCUUCAACGCUUCAAUCAAGUGUAGCAAAAGCAAUUAGGUCACACAACAUGGGGAGACGCAGCCAUCAUCCUAUCUUUCAUUUUCACAGCCAUAGUUUUGACCUUUAGUUUAUUCAUAUGUAAAAACGAAAAUCUGUAUAGUCUUGUUAUCUAGAUUAUAUACGUUACAAAAUAUGUACUCUAUGUUUGUAGAUGGGUAUGGUAUAGUGUUAAUGGUAUGUUUUAUACCUGUUGUGUAAUUAAGGUUUGUGAAAUAAAGUUUGAUAUUGGUUAUAUUGUAUACAA